Molecule: messenger RNA, 1811 nt
Organism: Sinocyclocheilus grahami
Lineage: Eukaryota; Metazoa; Chordata; Actinopteri; Cypriniformes; Cyprinidae
Product: transmembrane protein 119-like
Exons: 2
Coding region: 659-1543 (294 amino acids)
Biological process (GO): positive regulation of osteoblast proliferation; positive regulation of bone mineralization; positive regulation of osteoblast differentiation
Cellular component (GO): plasma membrane
Source: RefSeq, a predicted model, not a curated record
AUUAUAUAUUGCUGUUCUUUGGGUUUGAGACAUACCACAGCAGCCCUAUAUUUUUCAGGUCUCAACACCCUGUCCAUUGUUCCAGCAGUGGCUCGCGACACGUGUGCCCUCUCCCCCGUGGAUCAUGUGAGCACAGGAAACAUAAAGCUCUUCCUCAAGGACCUGAUAGCUUCUGUCUGAAGGCCAAAAACAAACCCAAACUAUUUUACAAGGGACCAUCAAUGUCUGUAUUUAGAUUUAAUGGUUAGAAGAAUGCUGUUUUAAAGGCACUUUAGUUUUUAGGUUCAAGAUACUGGAUGAAAAUGGGAACCUGGAGUUGAAAACAAACUGUGUUACAUCUGGUGGCUUGAAGUUCUCCAGUGCAUAGGCAGGGGAAAAAAAACUCGGCUCUCCCCCAAACAGCCUUAACGAGAACAGUGUGUCUGGAAAUGACCCAGUCAGUCUUUCUGGGACAGAGUAAAAGCAGGAGAAGGAGGAGGAGGAGGGGACAACAGGAGUUUCUUCCCCCACACCAAUCCAACUGUUCUUCAUCGUGCAGUCUGUAACAACAGACAUCCAGCUUGAGAGGAGGAAACAGCAGACGCUUUCUCCUCCAUGUUAGAUCAUCUUCAGUCAGCAUGUUUUAGAACAUCGGCACUUUAAAGUAUUCAGUCACAGGAUGGACCACUCAGCUCUCCACUUCCUCAUUGGCCUGUCUGUCAUUCUGCUGACCAGGCGCCCCACUUAUGCCACCCCAGUCAUUUUUAAUGACUCUUUGGAGGGCAGUGGGCAGUGGGACUCAGAGAGCACAGACUUCAACCCCACACCUAGCAUUUCCUCCUUCCUCAAUGAAUCAGUGAAGUCAACCUCCAUAGAUGGAGAAAAGCAUAGCAAAUCAUUCUUGGAUCAGCUGGUGGACUUCUUACAAGAGAACCACCUUCCCAUAAUCGUCAUUACCACAUUACUUCUCCUUAUCAUCACCAUCCUCUGCUUGGCUGCCAUCUUGAGUCGCCGACGUAAAGUCAGCAUCUACUAUCCUUGCGCUUUCCCUUCCAAGAUGUACGUGGAUGAGCGAGAUAAGACUGGAGGAGCGCGCUUCUUCAGCGAAGUCUUGGAGAAAGCCAACACCAGCUCCAGUGAGGAGCCGGUGAAUUCAGCCAGGCAGCUCCAAGAGGACAUCAUGCUGGCUACCAAGAACCUCCGAACUCCAAUCAAGAUGCCACAGAAGGAGAAAAAUGAAACAGUGGAAGACCAUAAACAUGCAGAAGAUGAGGAAUGUGUUCAGUGCAACAAGAGUCAAGAGGAGAGCUGUGGCUCGCUAGAGGACAAGACCACAAAUCAGUCUGCUGUUGAGGAUACUUUGGAAAAGAGCGGCCCCAGCAUGUCCCAGGACAGCGUCCCCGCUUGUGACAUGGAAAAGACUGACCCCUCAGACUCUGGGCCCCCUGAGGAGAGCAAACAUUCAUCUGGGCCAGAGAAUUCGGAGAUCCAAGAGGACACGAACAAACAGGAUGUUGCUGCUUCAGGCUCAACAUUUAUCAGUGAAGAGAAAACAGUAUUUUAGUGUGGACAUUUUUAAAGCCUUAAAGGAAACACUUAGACGUAAAUACAGAGCAAAGUGUGUUUCUUGGACACAUUGUAAAACAAAAAAAUGUAGUAUGAAGUUUCAAUGAGAUCAUCUGUUUUUUCAAGGCAAAUAUAUAGAUUUAAUAUUGUUUGUGACUGUUUUACCACAUAUAAAUGUAACAAUCUGUUUUUAAUUUUUCAUUUACUUAAGUGUAAAUGGUAUGAACGGAUGCCUAUUGGGCAAGACAUAAAAACUGCAUUUUAAA